UUAGCCGUUCGGGAAGAUCUAGGGCGGCUGCUGAGCCAUAGAAGGUCACAAAAUGUCUGAUGAGGCGUCCUCAUACGACGCCCUGAUCAUAGGGGCAGGCUUCUCUGGUAUUUUUCUCCUAUAUCAUCUCAGGAGGAUUGGCCUCAAAUGCAGAAUAUACGAGGCCGGCACUGGUCUAGGAGGAACCUGGCAUUGGCACACUUAUCCAGGUGCGGACUGAUCUCCUUGUCUAGAUUAGGAGCUCUUGAGGGAAUACCCCUGACCUUGGUUGUGCCUUAGGCCUCAGAGUUGACUCCGAAGUCCCUGUUUACGAGUACUCUGCCCCAGAGCUGUGGUCUGGCUGGACGUGGACAGAAAAGUAUCCUGAUGGAGAGGAGAUCCUUAGAUAUUUCGAGCAUGUCGACCAGGUGUGGGACAUUAAAAAGGAUGUCGAGUUUGGCGUCAAAGUUGUUGGUGCUCAAUUUAACAUAGAGAACAAUAACUGGGACGUGGAAAGUGAAGAUGGACGCACUACACAUUGCAGGUUCUUUCUUCUUGCUACCGGAUUUUGCGCCAAACGAUAUGUUCCGGAUUAUAAAGGAUUAGAUUCCUUCAAAGGCAUAAUGUGCCACUCCGCCGACUGGCCUCGAGAGGGCGUAGAUGCCAAGGGGAAGAGAACAGCAGUAAUCGGAACUGGUGCCACGGGCGUCCAGUUAACCCAAGCACUAGCAAAGGAGUCUAGUAGCUUGGUUGUGUUCCAGAGGACUCCUAACCUAGCACUUCCUAUGCGCCAGAGCAAGUUGUCCCGUGAAGAACAAGAAGACAAAAAAGCGAACUACGAAAAUUUCUUUAAAAACCGAGAGACAACCUUUUCUGGAAUGAGAUAUGAUUUUUCUGGUAGAAUGGCUACGGCGGAGUCUGACGAUGAGCGAGAAGCACACUUCGAGACCCUAUGGAAAAACGGUGGUUUCGAGUUCUGGGUAGGCACUUACUCAGAUAUCCUGUUUGACCCCAAGGCGAAUCGUUACGCAUACGAUUUCUGGGCAAAAAAGACACGAGCGAGGGUAAGUGAUACCAGAAAGAAAGAUAUAGUUGCGCCAUUGGACCCACCACAUGCAUUUGGGACGAAACGACCGUCACUUGAGGAAGACUACUAUGACAUGUUCAACAGACCUAACGUUGAUGUCGUGGACAUUAGAAAAAAUCCCAUUGCUGAAAUCAAACCAGACGGCAUUCUUCUCAGUGACGGCACUUUCUACUCUCUGGAUGUGAUUGCUCUCGCUACGGGUUUUGACGCAGUGACCGGAAGUAUGACAAAUAUGGGACUUCGUGAUAUUGAUGGUAAACCUCUUAAAGAGGCCUGGAAAGAUGGAGCAACGAGCUAUCUCGGCAUGUGUAUCAAGGGCUACCCAAACAUGUUUUACCUGUACGCCACCCAUGGCCCAACCGCGUUUAGUAAUGGGCCGUCCUCAAUUGAGAUCCAGGGACGUUGGAUUGUGGAAGUGAUCAAGAGAAUACUUGAGAAUGGUUGGAAGAACAUACAGCCCACAAGCCGGGCGCAGGAAGAAUGGAAAAACAAGAUCAAUGCAGUGUCAAAUGCCACUCUUCUUCCACUGACUGAUUCGUGGUACAUGGGUGUGAACAUCCCGGGCAAGAAGCGCGAGCAACUCAAUUACGCUGGUGGCCUUAAGCAGUAUGAAUUAGAAGGCCAGAAUGCAUUGAAGACAUGGGAUGGGUUUGCGGUAGCUUGAGCUCCUGGGUCAGUCAUUUAUGUUUUCGGUGAUUUACUAUUCAUUCGAGCCUUCAUUCUACUGGCCUGUAGAGGUAUUUUUAACCAAAUAGCUACUUACGAUAAGACUGAUCCCUCCAAGUUCAUACAUAUACUUAACUAAUUCAAUUGAAUCUUGAGUAUGUUCGAACUUGUAAAUUGCUGCUUCGUCCUGUCAGGACGUGAGGCACGGAGCUGGCCCUCGUCUACGCAAUAUAGG
Molecule: messenger RNA, 1967 nt
Organism: Trichophyton rubrum CBS 118892
Lineage: Eukaryota; Fungi; Ascomycota; Eurotiomycetes; Onygenales; Arthrodermataceae
Exons: 1
Coding region: 603-1730 (375 amino acids)
Source: RefSeq, a predicted model, not a curated record